AUGGAUACAUUUUCGCAUGUUCCUCCGGGUUUUAGAUUCCAUCCAACAGAUGAAGAACUGGUAGAUUACUACCUCCGCAAGAAAGUAGCUGCAAGAAAGAUUGAUCUUGAUGUCAUCAAAGAUGUUGAUCUCUACAAGAUUGAACCCUGGGAUCUUCAAGAUUUAUGCAAGAUAGGUAGUGAAGAGCAACAAGAGUGGUAUUUCUUCAGCCACAAAGACAAGAAAUAUCCAACAGGAACACGGACCAACCGAGCUACCAAAGCUGGAUUCUGGAAAGCAACAGGUCGAGACAAAGCAAUCUACACAAAGCAUAACAGCUUGAUUGGCAUGCGAAAGACUUUGGUUUUCUAUAAAGGUCGAGCCCCUAAUGGUCAAAAGUCUGAUUGGAUUAUGCAUGAGUAUCGCCUUGAGACUAAUGAAAAUGGAACUCCUCAGGAGGAAGGGUGGGUAGUUUGCAGGGUGUUCAAGAAGAGAAUGGCAACAGUUCGCAAAUUAGAUGACUCUCCAUGUUGGUAUGAUGAUCAACUCUCCUUCAUGUCUGAUAUGGACUCUCCAAGAAGAUUAAUCCCUCAUCAACACCCUAAUUACCACCAUAUCCCUAAUUGUAAUUUCCAUCACCAUCAAAUGUACCCUUGCAAACAAGAACAUGAGAUUGUCCCCUACAACAUUUCCCAUCAUGAUCCUUACCUUCAAUUACCUCAAUUGGAAAGCCCUAAAAUGCCCCAACCUAGCGCGAUUUGUACCUCAAUACCUCCCUAUGGAUCAACAAGCACCAACUUACCAUCUUCAAUCCUUACCCAAGAACAAAUUUUACAUUCUAUUUAUGGAAACAAUAAUUGUGGUUCUAAUCAACAAGUUGUUGAUGAUCAAGUUACAGAUUGGCGAGUUCUUGAUAAAUUUGUUGCUUCACAACUUAGCCAAGAUGAAGGUGCACCAAAUCAUCCUAGUAAGGAUUCAAAUUACUCGAAUUCUUCGAUGUUUCCUAUGUCUGAACAUAUGAACAUGGUGAUUAGCCCUAAUUCAAAUGAACAAGAAUUAGGGUUACCAUCUGAUCAAUAUGCUUCAACGUCUACUUCAAGCUGCCAAAUCGAUAUGUGGAAGUGAUCGAUGAUCACCAAAUACACAAUAUACUCCCUCCGUCCCUUACAGUUUGCCGUAUUUGACUAAAACAACUCUCACAAAAAAAUGGUCAAAGGGGGCAUACAUGCUAAAUCGGACGGAUUAGUAUUUGCUAAUUAAUUACCUAAUUAACUUGAUCUUAUACCUAUACAUACUGAUUAUUGUAUUGGAAGUUGCCUAAUCUUGGACAAAUUCCUUGUACAUAAUAAAACAUGGUAAUGCAAUAUUAAUAUUAAUAGGGGUAUUUGGACUUGCAUUGUGUGAUCAUCUCCUUUGAGUUGGUCGUCAAUGUAGAUGACUUAAGGUAUUCGAUGCUUAUUAUUAUUGGAAAAUAAUAGCAUCUAUCUAGCUAGGAGAUUGAAAGAUUUCCGACUAUUAUUGGGAUUUCAGACUUUAAAUCAUCAAAUAUAUGAUUGUACUUAUUUGUAUUGAAUUAAAGUAAUUUUACAUUUGAAGUGGAUUAUUAUGUUAUUGUUUUUAUGUCCAAUUUAUAAUAAUUUUUUGUUUUUUAUAUUUAUGGUAUCUUGUACUAAU
Messenger RNA from Amaranthus tricolor (Joseph's coat), 1653 nucleotides. Its product is annotated as NAC domain-containing protein 7-like. Gene Ontology annotation, biological process: regulation of DNA-templated transcription. Gene Ontology annotation, molecular function: DNA binding. Lineage: Eukaryota; Viridiplantae; Streptophyta; Magnoliopsida; Caryophyllales; Amaranthaceae. Bases 1 to 1104 code for a protein of 367 amino acids. The record is from RefSeq and is a predicted model, not a curated record. The transcript has 3 exons.